AUGGCAUCACACUAUUCAAAAAAGCUUGAUUGUCAAGGUCAUGCUUGCACUAGAUGUGGAUACUGUCGUGAUUGGUAUCAUAAUGACAAUCGGAAUAUCAAUGAACGAAAAUAUCACAAGCGCGAAGAUGCCACAUGCGUUUAUGCUGAUGCUUAUUAUUGUGAUACUCACGUUAAUUGUCGUGAUGGUUGUGAUGUUAAUGCUCCUGGUCAUAGUGGUCAUACUCUUCUUGCUGGUUAUGAGCGGGAUUGCAAUCGUGCUCUUUGUAAUCGUAGUGGUUUUUAUAAUGCUCCUGAUGUUUCUCGUUUAUGUGAAUGUGAAAAGAAAGGAAAGAAAUGA
Molecule: messenger RNA, 339 nt
Organism: Didymodactylos carnosus
Lineage: Eukaryota; Metazoa; Rotifera; Eurotatoria; Philodinida; Philodinidae
Source: the annotation of a GenBank genome assembly